AUGUCAUUGGCAUCAACUCAGUCUUAUACGAAAUUCGACGCCUUUUCGACCGCGACAAAAACAGAGAUUAAAAGGCUCGCUGGAGAUUCCUGCUGGGUUUGUCAGGCUACAGAGCCUCAGAUCUGCUACGUGAUAGCAAAGGAAGACAAGCAGGUGGACCUUUGGUUGAACGCAGGCCUCAUCGACUUCAGCCUAACAUCGCCAGCAAAUGGGAUCACGCUCUGUGGAAGCUGUCACCCGCAAUUUGAUCGAGAUCACAACCCAGGUGUCGACAUCAAAGAGUGA
Penicillium verrucosum is the source of this 285-nucleotide messenger RNA. RefSeq lists its product as uncharacterized. Lineage: Eukaryota; Fungi; Ascomycota; Eurotiomycetes; Eurotiales; Aspergillaceae. The transcript has 2 exons. The record is from RefSeq and is a predicted model, not a curated record. The coding region runs from base 1 to 285 and encodes 94 amino acids.